AUGCCUUCUCUUUUUGCUCCAAAUUUUGAAGACCUCUUUAUAAACACUUCAUAUGCAUAUCAAGUCAAAUCUCUAAAACUUGAGAUCCUUUCUUCCAUUGCUACAGAUGAAUCAAUCUCAGUUAUCUUUCAAGAAUUGCAGUUUCAUAUCCGGCUCCAUAAUCCCUUAUUUCUUCUUCUCCCUCUUAAUUCUCAGCGCAGAAAAGAAAAUAGUACUUGUUUGGUGGCACUGGGAACAGAUGAUGGUGAAGUCUUCACCAUUAAUGCCACUUCUGCAGAGUUAAAAUGGAAAUCUUUUGGACAUCAUCAUAGGUAUGCUCAGAACUUUUCCAUGUGCAGUAGAAUUGCUGCUCUUUCUUUUGCAAACAAAGGGCGUAAACUUUGUGCUAUAAGUACAGAUGGAACAACAUGCGAAAUGAACUCUAAAACUGAUGAUAAAAUAUUAGCUGCAUCAAAUACCAAGAUCAGAGUUCUCACCUUAGAUGAUGGAGAAGAACUACUUAAGUUUUCCACAGAUGCUGGUCCUGUGAAUCAUAUGUUUAUGUUGGAUGAUACAAACACCAUAAUUACAUAUGUAUUUGACCCCUCCGCUAUUCCUUCUAUUUGUCGUGUUUCUGCUGCCCUUCAAUAUCCUGCAGGGUUGGAAGGUUCGGAUGCCGGCUUAGCAUCGGUGUUGGAAUCGAUGGAAUUCUGUUUGAAGUUGCGGGGUUCAGAAGCUUGUGUUUUGGAGGACUUAGCCAAAGCUAUCAAUCUGGUGCAUAUCAGGAGGGAUCUUGUGGAAACUGGUCAUGCGUUGCUAAACCAUGCUUAUCACAAUCUACAAGAAUACGAAAGGUAUGAGGGUGGAACUGGAAUCUGUGAUUCCGACGGAAUUGGAAUAUGUGAUUCCAUUCCAAUGCUAAAUAAACGGAGUUUAAUUCUAUCUCAAGGUGGAACCAGAAUUAGUGAUUCUAAUGGAAUCGGAAUCUGUGAUUAUGUUGGAAUCAGAAUCUAUGAUUCCAUUCCACUGCCAAAUCAACGGAAUUUAAUUAUAUCUGAAGGUGGAACCAGAAUCAGCGAUUACGACAGAAUUGGAAUCAGUGAUUCCGACGGAACCAAAAGCUUACAAAAUUCAAAUGAAAACCAAAAUUGCAAGAGAACCUUUUGACAUUAUGGUUAGUGUAAUGGAAUGUAUUUUUGUAUAUGUAUGAUAUCUUAUUUUGCAUUAUUAGACAUUAAAUGUGUCAUUUAGUUUGUUUAAUAUUUGG
Molecule: messenger RNA, 1246 nt
Organism: Lactuca virosa
Lineage: Eukaryota; Viridiplantae; Streptophyta; Magnoliopsida; Asterales; Asteraceae
Source: the annotation of a GenBank genome assembly